Rhodotorula graminis WP1 is the source of this 347-nucleotide messenger RNA. RefSeq lists its product as uncharacterized. NCBI's taxonomy places the organism in Eukaryota, Fungi, Basidiomycota, Microbotryomycetes, Sporidiobolales, Sporidiobolaceae. The record is from RefSeq and is a predicted model, not a curated record. The annotation marks the transcript as partial. The transcript is spliced from 4 exons.
CCUCAGCGACCAUGGCAGGAGCAACAGGAUACGACCCCGUCAAGGCGAGCUCUCCCCGCUCCCCCUCGCCAUCCCAUCUCCCGCCCGACCUAACCCUCUCUCGUCUCCCCAGGGAGAACAUCUGGCGCUUCUUCCGCUUCACGCGCACCACGUCGCGCCAGGCCGCCGUGUGGGGUGUCCUCGUUCCCGUCGGUGUCUUUGCCCUCGCCCAGCAGCAGGACCUCAAGUGGCAGAUCGCAGGCGCAAAGCGCGACGACCCGAUCGCGCGGUGGGGUGCGCACGCCCAGAAGCCCUCGGAGCGCGCGGCGGCGGCAGCGGCGGCGCAGGGCGGCGAGGACGACGAGUAG